CAACCAACCAACCAACCUGACCUGUCUUUCUGUUAUCGCAAGGGAGCUACUAUUCCUAGGCAGCUGCUUGUACUUAUGUCAAUGGGCUAAUAUCUUCUGUUCACCCUGUCCUGCAGAGUUCGUUUUAUCGGCUACACUCGACCCGGUUGUUUCGCGUCCAUCGCUUGCCUAGAACGCAUGUCCUCGGCGUGAGCACACACACAGUUUCUGGCUACAUUUCCCCCUUUCGGUCAUAUCGCGGAUACAUUUCCAUCGGCAAGCGUUGUUUAUUGGACCGAUUUAUUAUAAGAUGGCUGCGGAUCCUCAGAGGAAUGGUGGGGUGGAAGUAGACGAGACGAAGAAGGAAGUGCUGGAGCGUCAAGCUGCAGACGACUCGCAAGCAUCCGACAACGACGGCGGUGAGCGCCCCGUCCGCCACAAAUUAAAAGAAACCUCGAUCACUUCGGCCCCCAAGACUUCGACGGACGGCGACGCCAACAUGACCGGCAAUACGCAGGAAGGAAGCUCCAGCAGGGCCAGCAGCAGGGGCAGGAAGCGAUCAUUCGACGAAGAUGAGCCGGAGAAGAACGAAGACGAUGCAGGCCACCGUCGCAAGCGGUCGCGCGACUCGAACUCCGAGGAGGAGAAUGCAAAUGCCGAUGUCGAUGUGGAAGUCCCGCAGCCACAGAAGGGAGAGGAAGUGACACGUGAUAAUGCGGUUCCGAAGAAGAAGAGAAGCAGGGACCAGUUGGAUAAGGAUGAAUCGACAGUCGGUGCUUCGGGCGAGAAAGCGGAGCAGAAUGCUGCGGAGGAGGCCUCGACGGAGAAGUCUGAAGUCGAAGGACAGCCCGAGAAGAAGAGACAUACGGAUGAUGCGCGAGAGAAGGAAUCGGCUCCCAUUACCAGUGCGUUUGCGAAUACAUCGUCGGUUUCACCAUUCGGGGCAAUUGGUGCGAAGGCCAAGGAAGAAGAAGCAAAACCCGCUGCCACCACAUCAUCAUCUGCUUUUGCUGCGUCAAGUCUGGCUGCGUUCGCCAGCUCGGAACAAUCGCCCUUUGGCUCCCUCGGAAGCUCCACACCCUCUGUCUUCAAGUCGCCGGCAUCGACGGACUCUCCUCAGCCGGCUGCUACUGGAUUUGCUUCUGCAGCCGGCACAUCGGGAUUUGCUGCGCUGGGGUCUGGCUUCUCUGGGUUCAGCGGUGGCUUUGCGGCAGCCAAGCCCGCAGGUGGACUUACGAGCUUUGCCUCCCCUAGUGCUCCCAGUGUUCUGAGCGGCUCCAAGACGUCUGCUUUCGGGGCACCCGAAGACGAGGAAGAAAAGGAGGAAGAUGAGGAACAAGCCGGUGACAGUGGCCCGGGGGAGUUCGAGCAAGACAAGACGGACGAGAGAUUUUUCGAACGUCCGAUCGAGACUGGCGAGGAGAACGAGAAGACAUACUUCUCAUGUAAAGCCAAGCUUUUCCACUUCACGAACAAAGAGUGGAGAGAGCGUGGCAUUGGGACCUUCAAGGUCAACGUCCGUGUCACGGACGGAGUAGAGGACAAGAAGGCAGCUCGCAUGAUCAUGCGCGCAGACGGUGUGCUGCGCGUGAUGCUGAAUACGCCCAUUUUCAAGGGAAUGACGGUUGGUGAUGGACAGGGCAAGGAGCCCAAGUCGAAGCAGAUCAACCUAGCCAGUUUGGAAAGUGGCCGCUCUGUCCCGAUCUUGCUCAGAACCGGAAGCGAAGACCUCGCCAAAGAAUUAUACCGCGUUGUUCGCGACCUCCAGGAAUACCAGUGAGCAUGAACAUGCAAUAGCAGCAGCACACAAACAUGUCUAUUGGAUACCUUCAAAAAGCGCCAGUAAUUAACUACGACUACCACCAUCAUCAGCAGCAGUCCUAGUCCCUCUACCAACGGACUAAAAUCUACGAACUACUACACCAUCUACAUAGG
Aspergillus eucalypticola CBS 122712 is the source of this 1914-nucleotide messenger RNA. RefSeq names its product nuclear protein export protein Yrb2. The record is from RefSeq and is a predicted model, not a curated record. NCBI's taxonomy places the organism in Eukaryota, Fungi, Ascomycota, Eurotiomycetes, Eurotiales, Aspergillaceae. Gene Ontology annotation, biological process: intracellular transport. The coding region runs from base 290 to 1759 and encodes 489 amino acids. Gene Ontology annotation, molecular function: GTPase activator activity. Gene Ontology annotation, cellular component: cytoplasm; nuclear pore. The transcript is spliced from 6 exons.